AUGACUUGUGAAAACCACACCAGAGUCACUGAAUUUGUUCUUCUGGGAUUCACAAGCAACCCUGACAUGCAGGUUUCCCUCUUCGUUUUGUUUCUGGCCAUCUAUUCAGUUACCUUGCUGGGGAAUUUUCUCAUUGUCACAGUUACCAGUGUGGACCCUGCUCUUCAAACACCCAUGUAUUUCUUUCUGCGAAACCUAUCACUGCUUGAAGUGUGUUUUACUCUGGUCAUGGUGCCAAAGAUGCUGGUAGACCUAGUGUCAACAAGGAAAGUCAUCUCUUUCGUGGCCUGUGGCACCCAGAUGUACUUCUUCUUCUUCUUUGGCAGCUCUGAAUGUUUUCUCCUCUCGAUGAUGGCUUAUGACCGCUUUGUGGCCAUCUGUAACCCUCUCCGUUAUUCUGUCAUAAUGAAUAGGUCCCUGUGCUUGUAUAUGGCCAUAGGUUCUUGGCUGUCUGGUGUUCCUGUGUCCAUGCUUCAGACAGCUUGGAUGAUGGCGCUUCCUUUCUGUGGGCCCAAUUCUGUAGACCACUUUUUUUGUGAUGGUCCUCCUGUCUUAAAAUUAGUUACUGAAGAUACAACUACAUAUGAAAUGCAAGCACUUGCAUCCACUCUUCUUUUUAUCAUGUUUCCAUUUUCUCUCAUUUUGGUCUCUUAUACCCGCAUUAUUGGGACCAUUUUGAGGAUGCCAUCUGCUACUGGUCGCCAAAAGGCAUUUUCUACUUGUUCAUCACACCUUAUUGUGGUAUCCCUCUUUUAUGGAACAGCCAGCUUGACUUAUCUAAGGCCCAAAUCUAGCCAGUCUCCUGAGAGCAAGAAACUCGUUUCUUUGUCUUAUACUGUCAUUACACCUAUGUUAAACCCCAUCAUUUACAGCCUAAGGAACAAUGAAGUGAAAGGAGCAGUCAAGAGAACUAUCACUCGAAAGGUCUUAAAGAAGUUAGAUGCGUUAUAA
Messenger RNA from Peromyscus californicus insignis, 951 nucleotides. RefSeq names its product olfactory receptor 10A7. The record is from RefSeq and is a predicted model, not a curated record. The transcript has a single exon. Gene Ontology annotation, molecular function: G protein-coupled receptor activity; olfactory receptor activity. The coding region runs from base 1 to 951 and encodes 316 amino acids. Lineage: Eukaryota; Metazoa; Chordata; Mammalia; Rodentia; Cricetidae. Gene Ontology annotation, cellular component: membrane. Gene Ontology annotation, biological process: G protein-coupled receptor signaling pathway.